Molecule: messenger RNA, 5239 nt
Organism: Leptopilina heterotoma
Lineage: Eukaryota; Metazoa; Arthropoda; Insecta; Hymenoptera; Figitidae
Exons: 5
Coding region: 3476-5137 (553 amino acids)
Biological process (GO): regulation of apoptotic process; apoptotic process
Source: RefSeq, a predicted model, not a curated record
CUCUCGGCCCAAUAAUAGCACACGGAGAGAAAUUUAUAGUAGUGGGUAACAUAAUUGUGGUUAGGGUGACCAUCUUUAAUGCUACACUGUAAAAAAGACCAAUGUUGAAUUACAAUCGGGUCGUUAAUUUUAAAUUUUCCAGUUUGUAAUUUUACUACGGUACACGUAAUAAUUUAACACCCAUAUAGUAUUUUCACAAUUAAAAAGUAAAAUUAUUACGCUUAUCGUUGUAAAUGUGUCACGCGUUAGUAAAUGUACAUCCCGAAUGUUAAAUCAUUUCGUGAUACAUUGGAAACUUUUCGCUUCACGUAUAUCGUUGUAUGUUAGCAACCCAACCGUAAAAAUAUUUUCGUGUGUUAAGUAACUUACAGCUGAUAGUUUUACCGACAGUAUGUAGAAUUACGUAGCUGUCUGUAAGUAUACAUUCGAAUAUGAUAUUUUUUGCCCGAAUGUUUUUCUACACUGCGUGACAAUGUGACACUGCGUGACAAUGCGCAUAUAGGCAAACCCACGAGGCAAACCUUAAUAUUUUAAUUUUAAUAAUUUAUUAAAAUUUCGACAAUUUUGCGAUUAAAGGAAAUUGGUAAAGAAUAUCUUCAUGGAAUAUCUUCAUAUAUUGCUUAAGCAGCUCGUAUUUUUUUAAAAUACGUAUCUUUUUUUCCUGUUCAGGUCGUUUGGUUUUCUGUCAAGGUUUGCUCAUAUCCUAACAAUUUUUUUUUGCAUUUCGUUAUUCAAUUACAAUUCAAUUUCAACAAUGUUCACUUGUAAUAUUUGUCAUUUACAAUUGCCGGCAAUUAAUUUAUACAAUAAACACCAAUUGAGUCAUGCUAAUGUUUCUGAAAAUCUUUUUGUUUGUUUAUACGAAAAUUGCAAAAAAACAUUCAUAUAUUACAAAAAUUUUAGAGAUCAUUGUAAUCGAAUGCACUGCAUAAGUGAAAAACAAGGUGUUUUAUUAAGUAUGAAAUUUUUUUGUCGACAAAGUAAUUGCAAAUUUUAUAGUACCAGUGAAUCUGUUUUAAAAAAACAUUUGUUAAAUCAUAUAAAUAAAGUGAGUCCUACUAUUACUUGCACUCAUCCAAAUUGUCCGAAAUUUUCUAAACCAUUUUUUACGAAGAAUGCAUUUAAAAUUCAUUUGUAUAGAUGUCACAAAGGAAAAAUUCAUAAUGGAGUCAUUAAUACUCAAGAAACUGCAUUUGACGUAAAUUUUGAAGAAAUUUUUGAAGAAAAUGACUUUUCAAUUAUUGAUUCGGACAAUUUAUAUGAUAAUGCAAAUAUAAAUAAAAUAGAUAGCGGUGGGGUGUUAAAUGAUAAUUCAAUUUUGGUAGACCAAAGUAAAGAAAAAAAAAAUUACGUGAACGAUGGUACGAAACAUUUAGCAAAAACAUACAUGCUUUUGAGUGCAAAACAUUUCACUUCAGAUGUUUCUCUACAGGCCAGUAUUUCAAGUAUAUCUAGUUUUGUACAAACAUGUUCUAAUGCAUUCAAAGCGGAAAUAGAAAGAAGCAACUUUUCUGAAACAGAGAAAAAAGAUAUUUUAAGCAUCUUUAAAAAUAGUUUUAAAUCUUGGAAUAUCGCUCAUGACAGUGAAACUAGUGUUUUAAGAAGCACACACUGUAGGAAAAAAUUUUAUGAAAAUAAUUUCUCUUUCGUAGAACCUAUUCAGAUUCCAUUAUCAGAAAAUUCUAAAUUCUAUCAUUACGUACCUAUAAUAGAAACAAUAAAGAUGAUGUUGCUCCAAGAAAAUGUAAGGAAAUACUGUUUUGGUCCUUUAACUUCAAACAAUAAUAACGUUUUCGCGGAUAUUAAAGAUGGAAAAGUAAUAAAAAAUAAUCCGUUUUUUAGAGAUGGUGCCCUGCAAAUAAUUCUUUUUCAGGAUGCAUUUGAAAUUUGUAAUCCAUUGGGUUCAUCAAAGGGGAAAUUUAAACUUGUUGGUAUAUAUAUGAACUUAGGCAAUUUACCUCCCUUUUUAAGAUCGAAAGCAGAUAGUUGGAAAUUAGUUGCUCUUUGUAAAGAAAAGUAUGUUAACGAAUUUGGAUGGACUAUAUUUUUAAAGAGAUUAAUCUCGGACUUACAGCUUUUAGAAUCAGAGGGGAUACCUAUUACAGUCGAUGGUGUUGAAAAACGUAUUUUUGCAUCCUUAGUAGCAGUGUUGGGUGACAAUCUAGGAAGUAGUGAAAUUGGUUGCUUUACGAAAAAUUUUAGUAAAUCAACAUAUUUUUGUCGAUUUUGCAAUAUCACAAGAAAAUCAUUAUUGUCAAAUGAUUUCACAAUUAAUGAUUUAAGGAAUCGAUGGAGUUAUACGGUAUGUUCGAGAAAUGCAGAAAAAACUAAAAAAUUAUGUUUAGGUGUCUCAGGUAACUCGCCGUUAAAUUGUUUAAAACAUUUUCACGUCUGCAACCCGGGUUUGCCACCGUGCAUAGCCCACGAUUUGUAUGAGGGUAUAGUACCCUAUGAUUUAAUGUUAAUUGUAAAAGAUCUUUUAAAGAAAAGAUGGUUUAGAAUCGGCUAUUUAAAUUUCCAUAUCCAAAAUAUUAAACUUUCUACAGAUCCUAGUGGAGACAAUGUUCCUAUUAUUAAUAUUAAGAAAAAUAAAAUUAGCGGGACUGCGACUGAAGUAAGAAAAUUACUUUUAAUAUUUCCAUUAGCCAUUGCACAUGCGAUUAAAAAUUCCGAGGACAAAGUUUGGAAUAUGGUUCUACUUUUGAGAAAAAUUAGUAGCCUUGUGUGUGCUCCUGCACUUUCGAUUGGUCAAGUAGCUCUGUUACAAAGUGUAAUUAAUGAAUAUUUAAAUUUAAGAAUAGAAUGCUUUCCAAUGGUGCCACUUAGACCAAAACACCACUUCAUAGCACAUUACCCAUCUUUAAUAGAAGAGUUUGGCCCAUUAAAACAUGUUUGUACACUUAGAGGGGAGAGCAAACAUCAAUUCUUUAAAAGCCUUAUAAGGCAUACGGAAAAUUUUAAAAACGUAACAAAAACUUUGAGUGAAAAACACCAAAUUAUGUCAUGUUUUCAUACAUUCGAUGAAGAUUCAGUAAAAGCAUUUGAUGCUGCAGAAUUUAAUUUAGAAAAUUUUCAGAAGUCUGUUGCAGAAGUAAUAAAAUCUUUUAUGAAGUCCAACAAUACAUUCUAUUAUGUGGCAUCAAAAAUUUCUUUUCGCGGUAUAAAUUAUUGCGAAAAUAUGAGUCUCUGUGUUGGUGUAUGUGAAACGGGCAAUUUUCGAGUUUUGAAAAUAAAACAUAUUUUAUUUAAUAAAAGGUGUGACACACUUUAUUUCGUUGGUUUCACAAAUGAAAUUGUUGAAAAUGAUCAACUCGGUAUCUUUGAAAUUAAGAAAAAAGGAAAUGAUUCAAAUUUAUCCAUUGUUCCCUAUUCCUCUUUGUUAUCUCCGGAUCCUUUACCAGAAAUACUCCUUUUACGAACUACAGUCAUUGUACCUAAAUACGAGCCACUGAAUCCACUACUCUAAGAAUCUCAUAUGCCUAAAAUUUUUAAAGUGUGGUCGCAUGAUAGAGGGAGUAAAAAGUCCGUGAUAGUGAAGACGGAGACAAAUCUUUUCAAUAAUUUCCUUAUACGAGCUAACGAAAAGUUAAAUAUUAAUGGGACGACAAUAGUUUUAAAUAAGGAUGGGACGGAAGUGGAUGACGACGAGUCAUUGGAUUUGUGGUAUCAGGAAGGUGAAAUAUUUAUGCUUCUUCAACAAAACGAAGUUUGGAAAGCUCCAUCUUUGUCAGAGAAUAAUGAAAAUAAUAAUGGUCCAUUUAAUGAACGUCCUUCUACACAACGUUCUACUUCGUCUUCUCCUUCAAACUUGCAGCCUUCAAACUUGCAGCCUGCGGUACCCGAAGAAAAUGAAGUUCCAAAUCCCGAUAACAAUACUGUCGAGAGUACGUCCGACGACCCAUGGGGAGACUUUCGAUUUAAGUGGGAUUAUUGUUCAGCAGAAUACAUCAAUAAAUUAAAAACUGGCAACAAUACAAAACAUACGAUAACUUACUUUGUGAACGAAAUUGUAUUUCAAAUGAGAAACAUAAAAACAUCCAUUCCUCUACGGGCAUUUCAGACUGUGGCUCAACAAAUCGUUGCAGAAUAUCCUAAAACAUUUCAGGAUAAAAGGUUGAAUAACCAAGUGUUGGGAAAUGGUUGUCACACAUUAUCUCACAAAUUAUUAAACAGGAAUAAUAAUUUAAAUAGACCAGAAAAUGGCACAACCUUAUCCAAGGAUUUGGGAAUUAACUGUAAAAGUCUCGCGGCUCUUAAAAUUGCCAGAGCUGGAUGCUUGCAUUGGCAGCCUGAUUUAAAACUACCUUUAGAAAAUUUUGAACAAAAGAGGAUUUUCUUACGAAAUUGGAUACUUAAUCAAAAUCAAGUUCUUGAUGAAAGACAGAUGCUGGCAAAUAUGGAAGAAGCGGAGAAAAAUUUCGUACUGUCAUUUGCAUACCAAAGAAAAUUUUUAAACAAUUUGUUACACCCGCCUACGUAUGAAGACAUUCAAGACUCUUGGCCAAUUCUUUUAAAUGAAAAAUUUUUUUUUUGGCACUACAAACUUCUAAUGGGCCAUGACAUUGAUUUGAUGGAUGAAGCAUUGGAAAGGUAUUCAGAACAAAUUAUCAGUUUUGGAUUAAAGAAAAACUUUUGCUCCAAUCGUGAAAUAACAUAUGAUAACGUCUUAACCGUAAUUACCAAACACUUUCAUGAAGACAUAACCCGAAUUUGUUGGGUGUAUGAGAAAAAUGAUCCGAUCGAGCAAUUAGAACCGCCAGAAAAGGCAUUCGGCUGGAUUGCAGUACAAAACAACACCAAUAAAAUGUCCUUCUGCAUAAAAAAUAAUGUGGUAUUCGAAGACUGUACAUAUCUUACGGCGUUUAAAAGCCUCUUCGCAUCUUUAUUUAUUUUUAAUCUAAAAUUCCCUGAGUCAAUUUCUGUAACAAUGGAUUUCAUCCAAAGAAUAUUCUUGAGUGUUAAACUUAGUGAUAACGAAAGUAAGGCUAAAUCACCUUCACAUUCUUUAAGGAAGGUCAUUUCUUUUUAUAAUAAAAUUAAAAGUAUCCACAUAAUAAAUGCAGAGGAAGGAGGAGUAGAAGAAGUACAAGAAGAAAUUGAAGAAGAAGAAGAAGAAGAAGAAGAAAAUGCUGCAUAAUACGGUACAACGCUACACCAAUAUAUUUUUUUUUUUUGCUUUUUGCAUGGGUGGAUACUUGUGAUAUUUAAAGACUGCAUGUUUCUGUAAAAAUAAAUGUGA